AGUACGGUUUCGCAAUGAGAUCUAAUAUACAUAUUAAUAUAGGACCUUCAGCCAGUUGGUUCAGAGGAGGAUACAGUUUCACAAAGGGAUGAACGUUCGCGAAUUUCUCUCGGCCGUGGUUGUCUCUGUGGCGCUGUUUGCUAUAACAGAAUCAUGCAAUGUGGAGUUGAUUGCACGAGGGACCCCAUCUAACCUCACUUCCCCAGGAUAUCCAACUAAAAAACUAUCCGACCAAUCUGACUUGCUGGUGGAGGAUCGAAGCCAGUAACAAACAGAAUACAGUCAUCGUGAGAGUUCUGGAUUCUGCGAUCGAAACAUCGAAAAACUGCGUUUAUGAUAGUCUGUCCUUUUACGAUGGGCCAAACUCGACAGACCGCUCCCUUGGGCGAAUCUGUGGACAUGACCGCACUACAGUCUUCAGUUCUGGCGGUGCCAUCUACAUCUUGUUCAAGACUGACAACGAUCACCAGUUGAGGGGAUUCCAUCUGCAGUUCUAUGAAACACCAAAAUGUGGAGGGUCGUUUAUUGCAACACCUGACAAGGCAAUCUUUCACUCACCUGGGCAUCCUUUUCAGUACUUCAAUAAUCUGAACUGCACCUGGCUGUUCACUGCGAAAAAUCCGACUGAUACCAUAGUAGUGGUAUUCGACUCCAUGAGGGUGCAGUCCACAGACAAGUGUGUCUCCGAUUCUGUGGCUGUUUUCAAUGAUCACGAAGGGGAUGGGAACCAGUUCCUCGGAUCCUUCUGUGGACAUUCUACACCUACGUUCCAAAGUUCUAAAGAUCAAUUACGGAUCGAUUUCAAGACUGAUGGCUCUGUUGUUGGGAACGGUUUUACAUUCCAUUACAAGACAGUUGAAGCUGGUGUCUGCAAUUUGACAAUGAUGCCCACCAACUCCCCAUUGUACAUCGUGUCUCCUGGAUACCCGGAUGAAUACUCUAAUGACUUGGAUUGUGUGUGGCUGAUGUACGAAUAUUUCCUCAUGGGCAAUGUUGAAGUUGACGUAGUCGAUUCAAGCAUUGAGGGAGUCUACCCACAGUGCAAUGACUCACUGACUAUAUAUUCAGGGUCGAACCAAAAGGCAAGGAAACUGGGAACGGUUUGUGGCAAUAUGACGUCAACGUACAGAUCAACUGGCAUGGGCCUUACGGUUGAAUUUAAGACGGAUGAUGACGCUGCUGAUAAGGGCUUCCGAAUUAGAUACAAGACAGUCACUGCUCCAGCGAUUCCAACAUCAAGCCAGUGCGGUAGCCGAACUCUCAUAGCCCACACAUCUCCCCACUACAUUCAGUCACCAGCAUAUCCCUCUAGCUAUCCAAACAAUGCAUUGUGUAUUUGGACGUUGACAGCAUUCUCGCCAACCAUGAUGGUCAGACUAGUGGCAUUGUCUUCCCAACUUGAGAAUGAAGCUGGAUGCUCAUACGAUUCCGUGACAGUUUACGAUGGUGUUGGAAGCAGAAGUUCAAUGAUGUUGAAAAAGUGGUGUGGAAACGCGGUACCGACAGUUCAGAGUACAGGACAGUCUAUGACAGUGGUGUUCAAAAGCGACAUUUCCGUUACCAAGAAAGGCUUCAAUCUCAAGUACACCGCAACAUCAGCUUCAUUGACAUGUGGGGAUCGCCGUUCCGCUUCCAAUCAGAUCCAGUAUUUAACAUCACCCGGAUAUCCACUUGAUUAUCAAAACUAUAUGGACUGUGCGUGGACCAUUACAAGUUCGAAUGGCAUCGUGAUUGAAAUCAUCACCUUCGACCUUGAGCAAUCUGAUAAUUGUAUAUAUGACUACCUCGCAAUCACUACUGGGCCCGGAACAGAUUCCUUCGUACUUCAGAAGUUGUGCGGACAACAUACAAACGUGGUCAUCAAUACGGGCUCAAUUGCCACCAUUAAGUUCCAUUCAGAUGGCUCGACAACGAGGCAGGGCUUUCAACUCUCUUACAAAGCCACAAAUCAAGCGUCAUGCGGUGGACAACUGACCGCUCUUUCCACGGACAAGGUGUUAACGUCGCCUGGGUACCCUAUCAGCUACCGAAACAACUUAGACUGUGCAUGGAUCAUCACAACGGUCCAUUCACACAUAAAGAUUAGUAUCACCAGCCUCGACAUUGAGUCCCAUACCAACUGCGAUUAUGACUACCUCAGAAUUAUUGAUGGUUCCAGCUCAAUCUCGUCUACACUUGCGACACUGUGUGGGUCCCAGACUUCAACUUACUUCAGUUCAGGUUCAUCUGCCGUCGUUAAGUUCCACUCAGAUGGCUCUACAUCAGGAAAAGGAUUCCGACUCACUUAUAGUGGAGUAGCGCAGAGCCAGUGUGACGACAGAAGUCUUGUGGCCCAUACGACAACGAACUUCUUGACGUCACCAAACUACCCCUCUGAUUACUUAAACAAUAUGUACUGCACAUGGACCAUAACUACCGUUCUAACAAACAUCAAGAUCAACUUCCUUGACUUACACUUGGAGUCCAGCUCUGAUUGUUCUUAUGACAAAGUCACAGUUUAUGAUGGUCCGGCAUUAUAUUCAAACAUCCUUGGGGCAAUCUGCGGAACCACUACCGGGACCUACGUCAGCACGGGAAGCAGCGUCACUAUCAAGUUCUCCUCAGACACUUCAAACACGUACAGAGGCUUCAAACUCUCGUAUAUAGGAGGGGACUUCACAUCAUGUGGUGCCAGCGUUCUCCUGGCUUCAUCAGCGCUCAGUUACCUAAACUCACCAAACUACCCAUCUGAUUAUCCAAAUAACGCCGACUGCUCCUGGACAAUUAACACUAUGGAUUCAAAUUACAUAGUCACUCUUGAUGUCAUUGUAUCGGAUUUAGAACAGAGUGCCGGCUGUAUAUACGACUACUUUGAGGUAUUUGAUGGGUCAAGUGACAUAGCCCCAUCACUUGGAAGAUAUUGUGGCUACAGUGUUCCCACAUUGUCCAGCAGCGGACAGUACAUGUACAUCAAAUUUAAAUCCGAUGGUUCCACAACUGGUUCAGGUUUUAGCAUGUCUUACAAAUCCUCGUUCCAAGACAUCGUUCCAGAUAUUCCGAAUAUUCCGAAUAUUCCGAAUAUUAACUUCGAUACUGACGACGACGACGACUACGAUGCCGGGCCCAUUGCCGGAGGGACCGUAGGUGGAAUCUUCUUCAUCGUUUUCAUAAUGGCCCUGGCACUACGAGCCAACAGGAGACGAUACACUCCUUUUGUCUCCCAGGCAACUACCACAUCUGCCCAAAUGACAAAGUAUUAACGUCGAAAAGGCGAACCCGAAUCACAAGCCUACAGUUCCCAACGUUUUCAAACUGAUAAUCAUACGAUCAUGUAAGUGUCAGCUCUGGCUUACAUACGAAUAUCUCUUUACCUCCAAAGGAAAACAACGUAGAUAUGUACAAAAAAGAAAGACAUUUCUUUGUUUAUUUAUGUAUAUCAUGUCUUUGUAACAGUGAGAACGCCCACUGCACGGAACAUUUCUCGAGCUAUGGAGUUUAGGCUGAUAUAACAUAAUGUGUGCAACCCUUAAGGCAAUGUGUUUGACACAACAAAUGUGCCUUUCUCUAUAUAUCUUAAGCGGACAUGUGCUAUGAUAACAAUUAAGAAUGAAUUAAACAUGUGCAUUAAA
Molecule: messenger RNA, 3608 nt
Organism: Haliotis rubra (blacklip abalone)
Lineage: Eukaryota; Metazoa; Mollusca; Gastropoda; Lepetellida; Haliotidae
Product: cubilin-like
Exons: 26
Coding region: 654-3239 (861 amino acids)
Source: RefSeq, a predicted model, not a curated record